CGGGGGGAGGGGGCCGGCCCGGGCCCGUCCUCCCCGGCCGGGGGAGGGACCGGCUCAUCACCUGCUGCAGCGGCCGCCGCGCCCGCCACAGAAAGAAAGGUUGGUCCUGGGCGGCGCCGGGCCCAUCCUCCAGCCGGAGAGGAGGAGGAGGAGGAGGACGGGAAGGAGGAGAGGAAGAGGAGGGUGACCGGAAGACCAUGAGCGGCACUAGGCCCAACUGCCUGUCGCAGCCCGUGGUGAAGAACGUCCUGGUCUACCGCAACGGGGACCCCUUUUUCGCCGGCCGCCGCCUGGUCAUCCACGAGAAGAAGGUGUCCAGCUUCGACGUCUUCCUGAAGGAGGUGACCGGCGGGGUGCAGGCCCCCUUCGGGGCCGUCCGCAACAUCUACACCCCCCGGGCCGGCCACCGCAUCCGGAGGCUGGAGCAGCUCCGGAGCGGGGAGCAGUACGUAGCCGGGGGCCGGGAGGCUUUCAAGAAACUCAACUACCUGGACAUCGGGGAAACCAAGAAGAAGCUUCACGGAGAGGCCGCCAACGCUGAGGUGAAACCGGUCGUCCACAGCAGGAUCAACGUGUCCGCGCGCUUUCGCAAGCCCCUGCAGGAACCCUGCACCAUCUUCUUGAUCGCCAACGGAGACCUCAUCAAUCCAGCGGUGCGCCUUUUCAUCCCCCGGAAAGCCCUGAACCAGUGGGACUUGGUGCUGGAAAUGGUGACGGAGAAAGUGGCCCUCCGCAGUGGGGCAGCCCACAGACUUUACACCUUAGAAGGGAAGAUGGUGCAGAGCGGCUCGGAGCUGGAGAACGGCCAGUUUUACGUUGCGGUGGGCAGAGACAGAUUCAAGAAGCUGCCUUACAGCGAGCUGCUCUUUGACAAGUCAACAACGAGAAGACCUUUCGGUCAGAAAGCCUCCUCGCUCCCCCCCAUCGUGGGAUCCAGGAAAUCGAAAGGGAGCGGCAACGACCGCCACUCCAAGUCCACGGUCGGGUCCGGCGACGGCUCGUCCCCGCAGCCCCCGAAGAGCAAGGGGAGGAAGAUCGGGCCGGGCACCGAGAGGCCCGUCAAGACCGGGCAACGGGCCCCGCGGGUGUCGGCCCGGGACCUCCCCGAAGGCGAUGAAGGUGUUUUCAAGGCGGGAACAAAGAGAUCGGAAACCAACGGAGCCGCGGAAGUCCAAGAGGACGAAGACACCCUAGUGGAGGUUCCGCUCGAUCAGAGGCCGGCAGAGAUAGUGGACGAGGAGGAAGAAGACGAGGGGAGACCAGGACGAGAGGUCGCCGAGGAGCGCGAAGAAGACCAUUCGGGAAUGAACGGUGAGGUGGAGGAGAAAGUUAAUGGAGAUGCUCGCGAUGCCGACGAGGGAGAGGCGGGGCCCGAAGAAGAGGGGUUGGGGCCUAAAGAGGAAGGCGUGGAGCCUAAUGAGGAAGAGACGGGGUUUGAGGAGGGAAAGGAGAAUCCGGACCAGGAAGGAGAGAAUCCAGAUCAGGAAGAGGACAGUCCAGACCAGGGAGAAGUCAUUCUCCCUCGUAUAAAGGGUGGCACCAAUGAGGAAAAUGGGGAAGAACUGGAACGAAUGGCAGAGGACGAGCGUCACCCGGAAGAGGAGGACGAAACCAAGUCAGCAGGGGAUGGCGGCGGACAGGACGAGGAUGACUUGGAUCCGCCCGGGCCGCCCCGGCCGGAGGUAAAAGUCACCAGUCCUCAAGAAAGCGAUCACAACGAGGCAAGCAAGGAGCGGGCGGCCGUGGCCUAGAUCCUCCGGGGAGUGUCACAGAAGCUGAUCCGGGAGGAAGGCAGAGACUUCUAAGACUCGGGUUUUAAACACGAGCUCGGCGGGGACCGCCAAGUCCGUCUCGCCGUGAGAUCGGAGGCCGCCCUUGGGAACCACGGGGAACCACGGGGGCACCGGUCCGCCGAGGUUCACAACCUCGCCGUUAACUAAAAGGAAGGCCCCGGUCCCUCAAGAUGAGAUUUCCCGGGCCAAGCGGGGAGGAUUUCGGGGGGGCGGUUGGCAUCGCCAAACGGACUCUUCCCCGCCUCGUUCCGGGACGACGCGUCUCCACGGGAUCGAUCCCUCUUUUUAGAAAGGUUAGACGUAGAUCUGGUAGGUUUCAGGGGAUCCUUAAAGACGCGUUUCAAAAACAAAAGAGAAAAAGAGAAGAGAAGCCACUUUCGGCCAUUCAGGUGAAAUGUAACGUGAUGUCUUCCUGAGGUGUGAAUAAACCGUAGACGACG
Molecule: messenger RNA, 2233 nt
Organism: Ornithorhynchus anatinus (platypus)
Lineage: Eukaryota; Metazoa; Chordata; Mammalia; Monotremata; Ornithorhynchidae
Gene: DCDC2
Product: doublecortin domain containing 2
Exons: 11
Coding region: 198-1751 (517 amino acids)
Biological process (GO): dendrite morphogenesis; intracellular signal transduction; neuron migration
Cellular component (GO): microtubule; kinocilium; axoneme
Source: RefSeq, a predicted model, not a curated record